CCCAUCACCCGUCUCGCCGCAGGGGAUGGGGACGGGGGAGGAGCCUUUUCGACCCUGGCGGCGCGCCGUCCGCCCCAGUCACGUGACCGCGACUCUACGCGCCACAAGAUGGCGGCGCCCGAGUGAAGGAAGGCGCGCAGGAUGCGCCGCGCGUUGCGGGCGGCAGCCGCAUUCAGCACCUUCGCCCGAUCCGGCCCGGGCCCCCCCCCCCGCCGCUAUGGCCGAGGCCCCCCCUAACGGCUCCACUGUGCCUCCCCCGGACUCAGGGGACCCCCCCGGGGCAAGCGAAGCACUGGUCACCGAGGGCCGGGCCACCAUCAUCUGCCCAGGGGGCAAUGAAGUCUUCUACAACCCCGUGCAGGGCUUCAACCGCGACCUGACCUGCGCCGUCCUGACGGAGUUUGCCCGCCUCCAACUGCAGCCCAAGGGGAUCCAGAUCGUUCUCCCUGGGGAGGAGCAGCCGGAUGUGGGGAGGCUCCAGGAGGGGGACCCCAGGAAUGCGGACCCCGAGGGCCUCAUGGCCCUGAGGACGGCAAAGCCAGGGGAUGUGUGCGAGGGGGGGCUGCGGGUGCUGGAGGCACUGGCUGCCUCGGGGCUGCGAUCCAUCCGCUUCGCCCUCGAGGUGCCGGGACUCGCAGCCGUGGUGGCCAACGACGCGUCCCCCCGUGCCGUUGCCCUCAUGCACCGCAACGUCGCCUUCAACGGGGUGGGGGCCCUGGUCACCCCCCGCAUGGCCGACGCCAGGGCACUGAUGUACCAGAGCAAAGCCGAUAGAGAGCCCUUUGACGCCAUCGACCUCGACCCCUACGGGAGCCCUGCACCCUUCCUGGACGCUGCCGUGCAGGCUGUGAGCGAGGGAGGGCUGCUCUGUGUCACCUGCACCGACAUGGGCGUGCUGGCGGGGAACAGCCCCGAGACCUGCUACGGCAAAUACGGUGCUGUGUCGCUCAAGGGCAAGUUCUGCCAUGAGAUGGCCCUACGGAUCAUCCUGCACAGCCUGGACAAUCGCGCCAACUGCUACCAGCGCUUCAUUGUGCCUCUGCUCUCCGUCAGCGCCGACUUCUACGUCCGCGUCUUCGUCAGGGUCUUCACGGGACAGGCGAAGGUGAAGAAUUCAGCCAGCAAACAGGCGUUGGUCUAUCACUGUGUGGGCUGCGGCACUCACCACCUCCAGCGCAUGGGGAAGGUGACGGAGCACGGCAGCGGCUUCAAGUAUGGAGCAGCCACGGGGCCGCCCGUGGGGCCCAACUGUGAGUUCUGCCAACACCGACACCAGCUCGGUGGCCCCAUCUGGGCUGAGCCUCUGCACGACGCCGACUUUGUGGCGCGAGUGUUGGCGGCUCUGGAGCGGAGCCCCGGGCGCUUCGCCACCGAACAGCGGCUGCGUGGGGUGCUCAGCGUCGUCACUGAGGAGCUGGAGGACGUCCCGCUGUACCACACGCUGGAUGGGCUGAGCAGCACCCUGCACUGCAACACCCCCUCCCUGCUGCAGCUCCGGUCCGCCCUCCUCCACGCUGGCUUCCGCGUUUCCCUCUCGCAUGCCUGCAAAAACGCCGUCAAGACAGACGCGCCACCCACUGCGCUCUGGGACCUGAUGCGCUGCUGGGCCAAGCUGAACCCAGUGAAACGCGAGCGGCUCACUGAGACCAGCCCGGCCGCGCGGAUCCUCGCCGUGGAGCCAAUCCUCGAGGCCUCCUUCGCACUUCACCCCGACGCCAAUCCCAGUUCCAGGAAACGCGGCCUCAAGCGCUUCCCAGAGAACCCCGAGGCCUUUUGGGGUCCCAAAGCACGGGCGAAGGCCGGGGGUGGAAUCUCCCCCUCCCUCCAGGAGAAGCGGCAGCGGCUCCAGAACAAACGUUCGGCGCGGACGGACGAUGGCACCAGUCUCAAACAGUUUCCGUGUAAACGGUUCAAGGAGGGAAGCUGCUCCCUUGGCUCCGGCUGCCGGUACUCACACGAGGACGGGGUCCCGGCUGCCCCCUGCCCCCCUGAUCCCGAAUAAACCAUGUCCAGAGAAAAUUUCCCAUGGGAUUUA
This is a messenger RNA of Cuculus canorus (common cuckoo), 2035 nucleotides long. RefSeq names its product tRNA methyltransferase 1 (gene TRMT1). The transcript has 17 exons. NCBI's taxonomy places the organism in Eukaryota, Metazoa, Chordata, Aves, Cuculiformes, Cuculidae. Gene Ontology annotation, biological process: tRNA N2-guanine methylation. Bases 26 to 2002 code for a protein of 658 amino acids. The record is from RefSeq and is a predicted model, not a curated record. Gene Ontology annotation, molecular function: metal ion binding; RNA binding. Gene Ontology annotation, cellular component: nucleus.